Hyla sarda is the source of this 1905-nucleotide messenger RNA. RefSeq names its product beta-1,4-galactosyltransferase 4 (gene B4GALT4). Gene Ontology annotation, biological process: carbohydrate metabolic process. The transcript has 8 exons. The record is from RefSeq and is a predicted model, not a curated record. Gene Ontology annotation, molecular function: glycosyltransferase activity. NCBI's taxonomy places the organism in Eukaryota, Metazoa, Chordata, Amphibia, Anura, Hylidae. The coding region runs from base 439 to 1497 and encodes 352 amino acids.
CUCUGUGCCGAGCUGUAAUGUGAGCUGACUGCUGGUCGCUGUAGGCGCUCUCUCUUCCAGUCAUCCAAAACUCGAUGGUGAAUAACGGAUCGGGAAAGAUGGACACGUAUGAAGCGUAAUGAGGAGCAGCUGCUCGGAGAUGUAGAACAGUUACUUUUGGUCUGGACAGAGGCCUGUGUGUCCCCAGGAACGCAACGUCUUCUAAGAUCCGAAACCCAGGAAGGACACAACCUGUAGGACACCAUGACAGGACGCUGCCGGUCGAAUUCUCCGGAUGACGGCUGUGAAGUGGGGAUCGCUCUGAUUGGUCUGUUGUAAGAUGGACGUUCUACACGAGAGGCGGACCAGGUGACCUAAAGGACUCGCCGCUGAUCUCCAGUCCGUAUUUACUCUUUGGUGCUGAGCAGUCGUCUCUUUGUGGCAGCCCAGGACUAGGUGAUGGGGAUGGCCAGCGCCAUCGGGAACCGCUUCUGCCAGAUCCGGCUGCUGCUGCUCUUCAUCGCCGUGUGUCUUAUGAUCGUUGGCUGGGCCUGCUUCUAUGUAACGGACAGCACCCGGUACACCCCCAAAUACAGAACUCGUAUGGACAGCUUCUGGAAGUGUCCACCCUCCGAGAAGAAACCGGAGGACAAUAGAUUGUCGCCUGUCUUGGAGCAGACGACGCAGAAGAAAGUGGACUUAAAGAUCUGCCCGGUGCUGUCCCCGCAGCUCAAGGGGGUUGUGCCUCUUACAUUUGCUCCAAACCUCAGCCUGGAGGAUGUGGAGAAGAAGUAUCCCCUGGUCAGCGGGGGUCAGUACCAUCCGCAGACGUGCAGAGCCCAGCAGAGAGUCGCCAUCUUGAUCCCGCACCGGAACCGGGAGAAGCACCUCCUGUACCUGCUGGAUAACUUACACCCGUUCCUGCAGAGGCAGCAGCUGGACUACGCCAUUUAUGUCAUCCAUCAGGCUGGAGAUGUGAAAUUUAACCGGGCCAAGCUACUGAACAUCGGCUACUUGGAGGCGUUAAAGGAGGAGAACUGGGACUGCUUUAUAUUCCACGACGUGGACCUGCUCCCCGAGAACGACUUCAACACUUACCUCUGCGACAGCGAACCCAAGCACCUGGUGGUGGGCCGCAACGUCACCGGAUACAAGUUGUGGUAUAAAGGCUACUUUGGAGGCGUCACCGCCAUGACCAGGAGACAAUUUGCCAGGGUGAACGGCUACUCCAACAAUUACUGGGGCUGGGGCGGCGAGGACGACGACCUGCGCUACAGGGUGGAAUUUGAAAAGAUGGUGGUGGUUCGGCCUCCCCCAGAAAUAGCCAGAUACACCAUGAUUUUCCACACUAGAGAUGCAGGAAAUGAAGUCAACGUGGAAAGGAUGCACUUACUCAGGAAAGCGUCCAAGGUCUGGAAGACGGACGGGCUGAACUCCUGCAACUAUAAGCUGCUGUCCGUAGAACACGAACCUCUCUACAUCAACAUCACAGUCGACAUAGGAAAACCGCACCACUAGCCAAAGGGCCGACGGCACCUCCCGGGCCGGCUCCACAAUGGACAUUAUAGACUGUUAUAGUGAAUGUCGUCUAUAUAACGGCAUCUGCUGCUGGAGUGCAAUCCCCUCCCCCCCCUCCCCUACACUGACUGUCAUGGCCGCCCGGCAUUAUACCGUCAAGGGUUGUUUACAGUACAUCCGGGCGUGAAGACCGCACCACUGCCUGUCCCGAGCCUUGACUUUUAACUUUCAUACCGUAGAACACUCAAAGCUUUAUUAGACGGAUGUUUGUAUACACAAUGACGUUCCGCCAAGGAGAAAAAUCACAUUCCAGCUCUUUGUUAUAGUGGUGUUCUUACCGCUCAAUUAUUUAUGACAAUUUCUGAUACAAAAAAAAGAAAAAGAGAAUAAAAACAUAGGUUUUAUUUU